AUGCGACAUCAUCAAAUUCCUUUCGGCCGGCGCUGGUGCUCCUCCCCUUCUUCUUCGUUGUCCACCUCCUCCUCCUCGUCGUCUUUACCGUCGAGCAACAAAAGAAGACUCAAUGCAUUGGGGAGGAGUAUCUUCCCCAAUGGAAGAAAAACGAUCAAAGUCCAGGACGAGGUUGAGAACAACAACAGCGACGCGGCGAUGAUGACAACGACGAUGAACACGAAGAAGAGAACGAAGAUCACUUCGACGACGUCGACAAAAGUGGCGUUUUUUGCACUCGGCGACAAAAAUAGACGGAAGAAGUGUUUCGUCGUCUCCAGAGGAUCCUCGAGGAGAGGCAUGAUUGUUACCAAAGCCUCCUCUUCGUUUUCGGGGCGAACGACGAGCGGAUCUGGCGGCGAAAAGAACGAGAACAAAACGGGGUUGUUUCAGAACGUUCCAGAGCCGUACAAGUCUAUAGUUGCCAUCGCGUUGGCGACCGUAUUCGCGUCGUUAAUUGCGAACAGCGACUUGUCGAUCGCGUUUCCGUACUUGGCGCCGGUGCAGAGAGGGUGCGAAAUUGUGAGCGUAAACGCGAUUAAAACUUUACUGUUGGUUACGGACGGCGCGUUGGAUACGGCGGAGUGCGCGUGGAUUUUAUUGAAUAAGAUGCGUGCGCCGUCGCAAGAAGUGGUGUCUGGGAUGAUUGGGAUGCUUUCUGGAGUUGCGGCUUUAAUUGUCGGCGCGGUUGGUACCGGGGCGUCUGCGGUUGGCGCGGCGUUUGCGUUUGUGACGUCCCGAAUUGCCAUGUAUCUCGCGACGCUUGUCGUGUGGGCAGGUACAGGGAGUCCGGCGUUUGUUUCUGCGGUCGUUGCGAGUAUGCAAGGGUUGUCGACGCCGGUGGUGGUUGCCAUCACGGUUGGCGCGACUAUCUUGAUACAGAACGCGUGGAAGAUGUGGAGAGGCGACGGAAUUGAAAGUAGCAGUAGUAAUACAGUUGCGGAGGCGGUACCUCCGCCUCCGCUCAAGGCGGAACGGGUCAUUCGAUCUGCCGCGGCGAUUGAAACGCCGCCGCCGAGACCCUCGCCGCCGCCGCCACCACCACCACCACCACCCGUUGUGUCUGAACCAGUGGUGGCACAAUCGGUUGUAUCUGAAGUCGUCUCGACGCCGGCUGUUGCAUCCAGCCCGCCACCGUCGACGCCGCGAGUGGUUGACAACGAAACCGAGGAAGUCAGAAGAGUCUUCGAACGUCUCAAAGCAGAGGCGGAAGCGAACGCGAACAUCGCCAAUUUGAAUAACAAAGAGAAAAGGGAUGGGACGAAUAGAGUUGGCUCCAAGCAGCGAUUCCAAGCAUUUACUUAUCUGGUGAAGGAAACUUUGGACUCGAUCAAAGGUGUUACGAACAAAGACGCAGACGAAGUUCUCUUCGACGCGAAAUUUCAAGCGAAAGAAGUUGCCAGCAUCACCUCAAAGAAGUUAAACGAAACGUUCUCCGAUAAAGAGCAGUUUGAAGAAAGGUUGAAGAGAACGUUCAAGAAAACCACCAGCAUCGCCAACGAAGCCGUCCUCGCCGCGACGCCGGUGUUCAAAGAACUCUCUCCAGUGCUCUCGAAAUCAGCGAAGAGAGCUGCUCGACAGUUACGAAAGGUUGACGUGAGUCAAAUGUCGACUUCUUCCGUCGAAACUACUAAGUUUGACCUUCCGAAAGUAGAGAUGCCUGAGAUGCCCAAGAUGCCCAAGAUGGAAAAGCCGAAAGUUGACACACCAACGAAAGAAAAAAAAGAAACAAAGAAAGUAGAAGAAAAGAAAGAGGAAUCGCCAAAACCGUCAGCAUCAUCAUCUGUGAUUGAAGAGAAGGACACUAAAGCCAUCGAAGCCGCGAAGAAAGAAGCGGCCGAGAAGGUUUUGAAGGAGAUGGCGGCGUUGGAAGAGCAAAUGUCUCGAGACGUUGAAUCCGCGCGCGACAAGGUCACGGAAGCGGAAAGGGAAGCCGGCGAAGCCUCUACAUCUGCAUCUUCCAGCGACGACGUAGAAAUCUUAAAAACUGCAGACGGUAUGUUGCGCUUUUCCGUCGACGAUGACGAAGAAGGCACGGUCGCGCCGAAAGUAUCAGGAGCCGCCUCCUCCAAAAAGCUCAACGUCCCUGACGUCGAGCUUCCAGCAGGCACGAAAGUCAUUCGAGAUUCCGAAGACGACGGCGAUACGAAGUAG
Molecule: messenger RNA, 2193 nt
Organism: Bathycoccus prasinos
Lineage: Eukaryota; Viridiplantae; Chlorophyta; Mamiellophyceae; Mamiellales; Bathycoccaceae
Exons: 1
Coding region: 1-2193 (730 amino acids)
Source: RefSeq, a predicted model, not a curated record